AUGAUGAUGAUGGUUAUCUCUCCGUCCAGCGAGAUUUGUUCCUUUUCUGUGCGGGAAGAAAAAGCUGCAACGUCUCCGCCGCGACUACGACAACUACGCAGCUACGACUACGGCCAGCUACAGAAUAACUACGAGCUCGACGAUGGAGGUCGAGAUGGAGGUCGAAAUGGUCGACUACGAGGGUUGAACUUUGCCACUGCGAAGAAGAAGAAAAGACACCGCAGAUGCAGGAGAAGAAGCAAAAAACCCAAGAGGCAGAAGAAGAAAGGAAAAGAAGAAAAAAAAAAAGAAGGAGCGGAAAGCCACCCCGUCUGCUGGUACAAUCCCUCUGCACGACUCGCUUGCCAUGGAACAGACCCCGGCUGGCUGAAGGAGGAGGAAGAACGAAGCCCGCCCAACCUGCUCUGGCUCGAGCUGUUUGUCCGGUUCAGCUGGAAAGCGGAUGGCAGCUCGUCUCAUCCGCACUUCGCCCUCGGUUUCAGCAUCGGCCCUGUCUGUCUGGCCAAAGGAGAAAAAGGCAAAACAGGCAGGGCACAAAAGGCAAAGCACAGCAAGGUGCAGAGUGGAGGCGGGCCGGUCCAGCCAGAGAACGAUAGGGAAAAAAAAGAAGGGCGAAAAAAACGAGAGCGAAGAAAGGGAGAAGAAGAAAAAAAGGAAAAAGGGACGAAGAAUAAGAAUAAUGAUUACGAUCAUUGCAGGCGAAGAAGAGAGUAUCUAUCAUAUCUCCUCUCUCCAAGCCCCCCAUGUCCGGCCGGGUUGACUGAUCCAUGUCAUGCUGAUGAUGGACAGACAGGCUGGGUUCUUCACGGCGUAAGGGCCCAACACGCGACAGACGGACGGACAGGGAGGCUAAGAAGAAUGGACAAGAAGCACCAGCAACAAGCGGCAUUCAAGGUCAGUCUGACCCGACGAGGGCGAACUGGGCACAGAAAACGAGGGAGGGAUGACUUGGUCGGUGGAUAUCUAAUAACUACUGGAUGGCUCGAGAUGAAACGCAGCUGGCGGUCAGUGGAGCAGAAGGACGGUGCUCAUAAGGAGCAGAGUGAAUAUUAUAAUGGACGAACACCACUCCAUACAUACUCCAUAUAUGCGCUGUCUGUUAUUGCCCUGCCUGCCCGGCUCUCCUCUCCUCUCCUCUCAGAAGGGAAGAUGCAUGCAUGA
This is a messenger RNA of Trichophyton benhamiae CBS 112371, 1161 nucleotides long. RefSeq lists its product as uncharacterized. NCBI's taxonomy places the organism in Eukaryota, Fungi, Ascomycota, Eurotiomycetes, Onygenales, Arthrodermataceae. Bases 1 to 1161 code for a protein of 386 amino acids. The record is from RefSeq and is a predicted model, not a curated record. The transcript is spliced from 4 exons.